Ictalurus punctatus (channel catfish) is the source of this 954-nucleotide messenger RNA. Its product is annotated as olfactory receptor 6N1-like. Gene Ontology annotation, biological process: G protein-coupled receptor signaling pathway. The record is from RefSeq and is a predicted model, not a curated record. The transcript has a single exon. Gene Ontology annotation, cellular component: membrane. Gene Ontology annotation, molecular function: olfactory receptor activity; G protein-coupled receptor activity. Lineage: Eukaryota; Metazoa; Chordata; Actinopteri; Siluriformes; Ictaluridae. The coding region runs from base 1 to 954 and encodes 317 amino acids.
AUGUCUGUUAAAAAUGAUUCUAAGAACGGGAUUACUGAAUUUGUUUUUGCUGGAUUUGACAAUGUAGAAAGACCACUGACUGUUGGUGUGGUCAUGCUGAUAUUGUACAUACUUACUAUGAUUGCUAACACUACAAACAUAGGCUUUGUCAUCAUGGAUAAACACCUGCACCAGCCAAUGUACAUUUUUAUCUGCCACUUAGCAAUUGUAGACAUGGUCUACUGUACAAGUUCAUGUCCAACUAUGAUAAGUAUUCUUCUUGUUGGCUAUAAAACUAUAUCCUACAAGCCAUGUAUGGUUCAGAUGUUUGCCUUCCAUUAUAGUUCAUCAUUGGAGAUGUUUGCUAUUGCUGUCAUGGCAUUUGAUCGUUUUGUUGCUAUAAACAGACCGUUGCAGUACAAUUCCCUUAUGACAAAUUUCCGAUGUGUUUUAAUCAUUAUUUCACUCUGGUUGGUGGUAGCUUCUGUUUUAUCCAUGCUACCUGCUUCUAUUGCACCUCUACCAGUUUGUUACUCGACUGUAAAGUACAUGUUUUGUGACUAUGUAUCUGUUACAAGGGUAACUUGUGCAGAACCAGAGAAAUAUUUUAAUGAUGCAUUUAUUUUAACAACUUGUAUGAUUUUUGGAACAUUUAGUUUCAUCUGCUUAUCUUAUGUAAAGAUUGUUAUUGUUGUUUCAAGAAUGACCUCAAACUCUGACAAGAAAAAAGCCAUACAUACUUGCUUAAGUCAUAUUAUAGUCAUAUUUUGUUUCUAUGUACCCACUUUCACACGAAUCCUUAUCAGAAUUGGUGUAGUUUUAACACUGGAGGAACGAAAUGGCUUGAUGGUGGGGUCAAUCAUUGGCCCAUCUUUAGUUAAUCCUUUUGUAUACUGCUUUAGAACCAAGGAAAUCAGAAAUAAAUUAUUCAAAAUAUUUUCAAAAGUUCAACCAGUUGUAAAAAGAAAGCAGUGA